Molecule: messenger RNA, 1038 nt
Organism: Penicillium canariense
Lineage: Eukaryota; Fungi; Ascomycota; Eurotiomycetes; Eurotiales; Aspergillaceae
Product: ribonuclease III
Exons: 1
Coding region: 1-1038 (345 amino acids)
Biological process (GO): regulation of gene expression; primary miRNA processing; rRNA processing
Cellular component (GO): nucleus
Molecular function (GO): ribonuclease III activity; double-stranded RNA binding
Source: RefSeq, a predicted model, not a curated record
AUGAAGAUCCGCCGUCACCAGUCGCCUCAGCAGCCGCAUGAUUUGGCUAUCUCGGGGGAUCAGGCGACGCUGAGAAAGUCCGACACCAGUUGUCGUCUUUCAUCGUUGAAACAUCUAGUUCGUGAAGCCAUGACCGAUCCCGAGCUCACUGGGGUCGAUUCAGAGGUCAUGAAGUCUCUUUCGAUGCUGGACAGCGCCUUUCAACGCCUACAAAAGCCAUCACGUUCUCCUCCAAGCCCCGCUCGGUCCUUCUCGGCCCAGGAAACUAGUCAUUUCUCGCUUGGAUCAAAAGAAAACGAAUCCAACGUGCCCACCUUGCCUCAUAUUCUAGACGACCAAUUAGAGAAGGCAGUCUUCACACACUCAGCGUGCAAUAACCAUAAUAACUCGAACUAUGACCGACUGGAAAUCUUGGGGGAUGCCUACAUCGAACUAAUGGCAACGAAGUUAGUCUGGGAGAAAUUCCCGGAUAUACCUUCAGGUCGAAUAUCUCAGAUUCGUGAGCUUCUGGUGAAAAACGAAACUCUCGCAGCAUUUGCAGAGAUAUAUGGCUUUGAUCGCAGGGCGUCGGUACCAGUGAAUUACUCGGACCAACCAAAACGAUGGAUCAAAACCAAGGGCGAUAUCUUUGAGGCCUAUGUAGCUGCAAUCAUACUUUCACAUCCCGCGGGUGGGUAUCGGCUUGCAGAACAAUGGUUGACCAAGUUAUGGCUACCAAAGCUUGACAGCUUGGGACAUCAAAAAGCCAGUUUGCGCUCAAAGGAGGCCCUGGCUCAGCAGAUCAUGGGGAAAGGUAUCAAGCUGGAGUACCUGGAGGAGCGACAGUCGAUUCAAAAAAAGGGCAGUGGCACUCAGACCUUUUUCAUUGGUGUGUAUCUUACGGGUUGGGGAUGGAACAAGAGGCAUCUAGGCUCUGGGCAAGGUCCAAGUAAAGUAGCGGCGGGUGACGAAGCGGCAAGAAAUGCCCUGUUGAACACGCCUUUGAUUUCAGAAAUCACUGCUAAAAAACAGAUAGUAGUGUCAGGGGAUUCUAAUUGA